UCCUGCUAUGACUUCAAUAGCUACUAUAACAGUAUAAAUCACAAACGUUUGGAAACGAUGUAUCCCUUGUGUGUAGUCCAUGAGGAGCCAGAGAAAAACACAAAGGAGCUCUUCUGUAAAUGUAUUCAUUCAUACCACUGAUUGUCCAGGGAUUCUACUCACCUAGUGUCCCAGAUCCAGACCAAUAGACAGGAGAGAUGGAGAGGUCCAAGAAGAGGCCCAACAGAAGAGCUUACCUCCCCCGCAGCAGUACCCUUGGCCAAGGCUAGGAGCUCCACACCAACACCCACUGUAAACCCUACCGCAUUUUCAACUCAAAUACUUCUAUCAGCCCUCCCUGGCACCAGUAUGCGGCCCCCAGCCCCCCUUUCUCCCCCCUCAGGGCUGCUGCUGUUGCUGGUCUUCUGCCCCCUAGUGGUGGUAGCGCAGGCCAGCAGCAGUAAGACGGAGAGCGGACACAGCACACACCAUGGAGACACAGACCCAGACCGCUGUAUGAGGCAUCACUUCGUGGAGACCAUCACACACUCCAUCUACAAGUGCCACUCCAAUAUGGUGUUGCUAGCUCGGUGCGAGGGCCACUGCAGCCACACGUCCCGCUCCGACCCUCUCAUCUCCUUCAGCUCGGUGUUGAAGCAGCCCUUCAAGAGUACCUGUUUCUGCUGCAAGCCCCACACCUCCAAGCUGAAGGCUGUGAGACUCCGCUGCGCCGGAGGGAGCCGCAUCACAGCAACCUACCGCUACAUCCUCGCCUGCAACUGUGAGGAGUGCAGCUGAGCUGGGAAAAAUACUUUUUAAAACUCUAGAACUGUCUCCUUGAGAACGUUUCUGCACCUGCGAGUCGACAGCUGUGAAGAGUGGAAUCCUAGAACAUGUAAAUUAGAAGAACCUGCACCUUUGUAGAACCUAUAAGUCCAGGCCCUACCCAUGGACCGAGCCAGUGUUUUUGUCCCUGCAUGAUGAUUAAAUUACGAUGAUUUAACUUCCCCUGGCCUUCAUUUGCAAGUAGUGGAACCCUUAGUGCCCAAUAGAACUCUAGAACCUGAGAGUAUAGGCUAGACCCAUGGACGAAUCUAGAACCGUCAUGCCUGUUUGUGAUGAGGACUCCAGCGCCCCAACGACUAUCUGCCUUUUAGAAUGUUGUUCCUAGGGAAGGGAGGGCAGGAGAUGUCUGAAACAAUAAUAAUAAUGGAUUGGACUUAUAUAGGGCAUUUCUACCAACUGAACUACUCCAAGCGCUUUACAUAGUAACUCACCUCAUACACCACCUGGAGGAAUGUACCAUUUCAUGGUUCUACAUGUGUUUCUAGACCUGACUGAGAAGUUAGUCAUGAGAUCCUUCAUUCUUCUUGACUCUUUGUCAAAUUGCUUUGUCAAUCCUCUAAAUAUACCACGUAUCAGUCUGGACCAAGACUCACCUGAACUCCUCAUCCAGUAGCUCAAUCCUCAAACUAAGACUCAUUAGGAACCCUGUUCCCAAAUUCUGUGUGUCUAGAACCAAGAGAACACUCGGCUCCUCAAGGCUCCCAGAAGGAGUUAGUUCUGCUAAUCCAUCGAGGGUAGAUGACAUUUCCCAGAAUCCUAUAGAACACUGUCUUCUCCCUCAUGUGUUCAGACCCAGAAACAAUUAACUGCUUUUUCGGUUUCAGCCAAACUCUCAACACUCAUUACAAGCAACAACAACACAUAUGCAUAUGCAUACGCUCGUAUUCAAUCACUCAUCACCUCUCUAAUUACACACACCGUCUUCCCACUCUCACCACUAAUUACAUCUAUAAAUGUAUGGUGCCGACGUCAUAAAACCCAACAGCACAACAUGCAUAAUUAAAAGCAGAGCAGGCCGUGUAUCCUAUGAGAUACAUGUGUAAUGUACAUGUGUAAUGACUGUGCUUAACUACACCUUCCCCCUGUCUCCUAGCCAGGCCAUAAACAUAACAUACUCCACCAGAUCUUCACCUACAGUUGAAGUUGGUAGUUUACAUACACCUUAGCCAAAUACAUUUCAACUCAGUUUUUCACAAUUCCUGAC
Messenger RNA from Oncorhynchus tshawytscha (Chinook salmon), 2029 nucleotides. Its product is annotated as norrin. Bases 349 to 777 code for a protein of 142 amino acids. Lineage: Eukaryota; Metazoa; Chordata; Actinopteri; Salmoniformes; Salmonidae. The transcript has 4 exons. The record is from RefSeq and is a predicted model, not a curated record. Gene Ontology annotation, biological process: Wnt signaling pathway.